Camelina sativa (false flax) is the source of this 2328-nucleotide messenger RNA. Lineage: Eukaryota; Viridiplantae; Streptophyta; Magnoliopsida; Brassicales; Brassicaceae. The record is from RefSeq and is a predicted model, not a curated record.
AUGCCACCAUUAGGAGUAAAAAAAAAGAAGCCAUCUGGAAUCAUAAAGAGUCAACCAACGGGACAUGAUAAAAGAAAAAAGAAGGCGAAACAACAAGCAUACAUCAAGUCUAUAGCAGGUUCUAUGUUCAAGUAUGUAAAGAAAGUUGAGAAAUCUGGUGAAAGUUCUAACAGAGAUGAGGAAGAAGAGCAUCAUGAAGAUGUCAAUAAUUCUGAUCAAUGUCAUCUAGAUGAGACUGAAAAUCAAAGUGAGGAGCAAGAAGAUAUUUCUGAUAUUUAUGAUCCUGGGAAUUGGAGAAACAUUGAUCAAAGAUUGAGAGAUUUGUUGGUUAAAAAUGGUCCUGCACCAAGGUUUUCAAGUGGUUAUCGGUACCCUAAAGAUAGUAUUGGUAGGCAUUUUUCUCAAGCAUUCUACACAAGAGAAAUGGUCAAUGGAGAGAAACAGGAUAGAAGAUGGUUGUUGUUUAGACAUGAAGACAGUGGUGGUAACUUGGCAAGUACGGGGUACAAUGAUUGGAGAAACUUUUCUAGAAGACUAAAACAACAUGAAGUUUCUCACGAUCAUGUUAUGUGUAUGACACGCUGGACAGAUUUGGAGAGAAAUUUGGUAUUUCGUGGGGAUAAUGAUAAGCUUGGUGAAGCAAAUAAUGGGAAUUUUUUGGGUCUUAUUGAGAUGAUUGCAGAAUUUGAUGUAGUGAUGAGGGAGCAUAUUAGAAAAGUUGAAAGGAAGGAAAUCUAUUCGCAUUACCUUAGCCACAAGAUUCAGAAUGAGUUAAUUACAAUGCUUGUUAUGGAAAUCAAAGUUAUGAUCAUCAAGAAGAUUCAUGAGUCAAAGUAUUUCUCUAUUAUUUUAGAUUGUACUCCGGAUAUUAGUCACAAAGAACAAAUGACUUUGAUUAUCCGAUGUGUGGAUGUCUCUACAACAUCAACUAAGAUUGAGGAAUUCUUUUUGACAUUUCUGAUUGUCAAAGAUAAAUCAGGAGAAGGGCUGUUUUCUUCUCUCCAAGAUGCAUUGGUUGAACUAGAGUUAGAUAUUGAUGAUGUUAGAGGGCAGGGAUAUGAUAAUGGAGCUAAUAUGAAGGGAAAGAAUAAAGGAGUUCAGAAGAGGUUGUUAGAAGUUAAUCCAAGAGCCUUCUUUACACCAUGUGGUUGCCACAGUCUUAAUCUUGUGUUGUGUGAUAUAGCAUCUUCUUCUACAAAAGAUGUGUCUUUCUUUGGAAUUGUUCAAAGAAUAUAUAAUUUGUUUGCCUCUUCAACAAAUAGGUGGGAUAUAUUGAUAGAGGUGGUUGGAGGACUAACUCUUAAAUCUUUGUCUCAAACACGGUGGGAAAGUCAUGUUGAAAGUGUCAAAGCAAUACGGUUUCAAGCCCCAGAAAUCAGAGAAGCUUUACUUACCUUGACUGAAAGUACUGAUGAUCCGGGAACACGAAGUGAUGCUGAAUCUCUUGCACUAAGUGAAACACAUGGAAUUGGAGGUUUCGAGUUCUUAUUUGGUAUGGUUAUUUGGUAUGACCUUCUCUCUGUUGUUAAUAAAGUAAGCAAGAGCUUGCAGUCAGAAAAUAUGGAUAUUGAUGCGGCGAUUCACCAAUUGAAAGGACUUGUGUCAUAUUUUAAGAAAUACAGAGAGACAGGUUUUGAGGAAGAAAAGUCUAAAGCUACACAAAUUGCAGCAGAAAUGGAGAUUGAAGCUACAUUUCCCGUGAACAAAAAGCGUAUCAUUAGAAAAAAGAAGCACUAUGAUGAGGACAGAGAAGUAGUUAGUGAAAACGUAAUAUUAACGCUAGAGGAGAGAUUCAGAAUUGACUACUUCAACAUACUUAUUGAUCAAGCUCUAGUUUCUCUUGAGUCAAGGUAUGAACAAACUUUUGGAUUUCUAUUUGACUUAAAGAAACUGAAAUUGUCAAAUGAUGAUACUUUGAAGACAUCAUGUGUGAACCUAGAGGCUGCUCUAAGGAAUGAUAUGGUUUCUGACAUAGUUGGUGAGGAACUGCUUCUUGAACGACAGGUUCUACGAGAAGUAAUACCAAAGGAAGUUCAGAAACCUAUUGAAGUGCUUGAUUUUUUGAAGAGAAUGCAAGGCUGCUAUCCAAACACAGAAAUUGCUUAUCGCAUAUUGUUGACCAUUCCAGUAUCAGUUGCCACAGCGGAAAGAAGUUUCUCAAAGUUAAAGUUGAUAAAAAACUAUUUGCGGUCUACCGUGUCACAAGAGAGAUUGAAUGGGUUGGCUUUGCUAUCAAUUGAGACGUCUAUGGUUGAAAAGCUUGAUUAUGUGACAUUGAUGAAUGAUUUUGCAAACAAAAGUAUAAGUAGAGCCAAAUUUCGUGAUUGA